Messenger RNA from Colletotrichum phormii, 677 nucleotides. RefSeq lists its product as uncharacterized. The coding region runs from base 123 to 572 and encodes 149 amino acids. NCBI's taxonomy places the organism in Eukaryota, Fungi, Ascomycota, Sordariomycetes, Glomerellales, Glomerellaceae. The record is from RefSeq and is a predicted model, not a curated record. The transcript has a single exon.
AUGCUGUAGCCAGUUCACGGCUCGUCCCGGCCAUCGGGCUGGCCUGGAACAAAAGACUGGCACGCUGGCCGAGGGUCGACACGACUGUUGCUUCUGUGCACAAAAGACAAAAGGCAAAGGCAAUGCCGGCAAAAGCUGCCGCCUCGUCCGGGCCUGCUAGGCAACCUGUUCCGUCUUCGCUCCGUGGGCAUCCACCCAUCACGCCCUCGCCCCCAGUUUUCACCAUGGAGCUGCAAUCCCGAGAGUGUCCAGCGCCAUCUCGUUCCGGCGACGCGCCAAAUUUCUGUUUAAUCAAACUCGACUUGCCCGGGCCUGGACCUAGAGUUUUCCCUCGCUCGCUCCCCGUGCUGAAGCGGACUUGCGCAGUCGACGCCACCGCCCCACCCCGACCGUUUCUUCGUUUCUGUCCGCUUCACCAACAUUGCCUGCAGCAAAGGCAUGUUGCGGCCUGCCAUCAUGUCUUACGUCAGGUUGUCACUGCGUCAAAGAAUGGAUCUAAGAAUAUGCACGAUACGAAACCGACUUUGGGUACCGUACGUUUGGUAGCCAGGCACGAAGGGUCAAGAAGUUGACAAUACCUCUUUCCCGUGGCAUCAGGGAUAAUGCCCUUGUGCACUGUCACCAUGUUGAGUACGGGACCACAUUUGUUCUGCGGAGCGUCUGAACACUCUCUCCCG